Messenger RNA from Synchiropus splendidus (mandarinfish), 550 nucleotides. RefSeq names its product NADH:ubiquinone oxidoreductase subunit S5 (gene ndufs5). Gene Ontology annotation, biological process: mitochondrial respiratory chain complex I assembly. Lineage: Eukaryota; Metazoa; Chordata; Actinopteri; Syngnathiformes; Callionymidae. Bases 133 to 453 code for a protein of 106 amino acids. The record is from RefSeq and is a predicted model, not a curated record. The transcript is spliced from 3 exons.
UUGAAAUCGCUCUGGAAUGGUUUUCGACACUGCACGUCACUUUACGGCAGUGUUUUGCUCUCUGCCGUAAAGCAAGGCGUUCGGCUUGAGACCAGAGAAAGGUUAAAGUGACGCCUCGGAAAAGAGAGCACCAUGCCUUUCUGGGACCUUCAGUCUCGUUUGGGCAUCGACGUGGACGGCUGGCUGACCACCCAGAGCAACGAGCAGCCCAACAAGAAGGCGGCGCGCUGCCAUGUCUUUCAGAAGGAGUGGAUCGAGUGCGCCCACGGCAUUGGCUUGACCCGAGCAAAGAAGGAGUGUCAGUUGGAGUUUGAGGAUUUCUACGAGUGCAUGCACCGCACCAAGAUGCAAAAAAGGCUUGAGGCCAUCCGUGUGCAGCGAGAGAAGCUCAUCAAGGAAGGGAAGUACACGCCACCUCCGAGUCACUCUGCAAAGGUGGAGGACUCCAUAUGAAGGAGCUUGUCCUCACUAUCCCUGUGUACAGUAGACCUCAAGUCACCGUUGCCCCCUCCAUGUAAAAGGUUCCAAAUAAAUAUUAAGUUCUAUUCCA